AUGGGGCCUCCCCUGCCCGCUUUCCAAUGGGAUGGACCGGGGGAGUGCGAGUCGCCAGGGACAGGCUGUCCAAUCCACACGAUUCCACUCACCACGCACGGGGCGAAGAGGAACGACGACGGCACGAUGGGCCACUCAGCGGCCCAGCUUUGUUUUAAUGACAAAGGAAUGUACUCUAUUACCAUCGACCAAUUACCCCCAGAAAUCGCCUCCCCUACUACUGCAUCGCAUCUGGAGCUAUGGGUGAUUUCCCGCCGGAUGAGAGGCCCCGCCGCUUGGAUUCCUAGACGACAUCGUAUUUGCCUUUGGCUCGAAUGUCCGGCCCGUCACGCUCGUGCUCAGAUUGCCAGAUUGCUUACAUUAUGUCUGUCUACAUUGAAAGGACAAUUCUGUUCGGCUGCAAGCAGCUUCCUGGAUCCAAAGGGACACUGUGUUUACAUAGCUACCGUUACUGAAUUCAGCGUCAAACCCCAACCUGUCAAAUUACUGCUGUCAUCCGUCCGUCCAUCAUCCAUAAUCCCCCCUGAACGCACGUUUUUCUCCCACGACACUACUGCAGUUUCGGUCCAAACUCGAAAAUAUGCAGGUACAGAUCUCCAGACCUUCAUCGGAGCUGAAUGUCGUCGAUUCGUCUCGUCUCAUCCUCGGUUUCCAUCCCUUCCUACUAGACUGUCCUUUUGCCUCAACCUCUUGCACUCUCCCUCCCCCUUCCCCGCCCCAGCCAGGCACAAGAAAAUCGCCUUUUCGAUUGUGAGGUUACGAUUCAUUGACCCAAGACAAUACUCCAUAUUGUCUUGCUCCCUUGGAAGCCGGCCACAAAACGCGAAAACCGAAGAAAAGCUCGGGGCAAAAACAAAGGCAGCCUGUGUUGAUGUCACCAGGAAGAGGCACCACUUCCUAGUCAUUAUCAAAAGGCAGAUUGUCGCUUCUCAAUAUCAUCCUAAGAUGUUUAGCACAAUUGAAAUUUCCCGAGCGUCAUGCCCGCCGGACAUCAUCCUCGAUCUUUGCUUCGAGGGACCUAUAACACCAAACUAA
Messenger RNA from Colletotrichum lupini, 1035 nucleotides. RefSeq lists its product as uncharacterized. NCBI's taxonomy places the organism in Eukaryota, Fungi, Ascomycota, Sordariomycetes, Glomerellales, Glomerellaceae. The record is from RefSeq and is a predicted model, not a curated record. The transcript has 7 exons. Bases 1 to 1035 code for a protein of 344 amino acids.